Molecule: messenger RNA, 1152 nt
Organism: Acytostelium subglobosum LB1
Lineage: Eukaryota; Evosea; Eumycetozoa; Acytosteliales; Acytosteliaceae
Exons: 5
Coding region: 1-1152 (383 amino acids)
Biological process (GO): nucleotide-sugar metabolic process
Molecular function (GO): dTDP-glucose 4,6-dehydratase activity
Source: RefSeq, a predicted model, not a curated record
AUGGCAAACGAAGAGAAUCAUCAUAAUAAUAUAGUCGACAACAUUAAUAGUAAUAGUAAUAGUAAUAAUAGUAAUAGUAGUAGUAGUAGUAGUAACAAUAGUAAUAGCACCAAUGGCAACACAUUAUAUCAACCAAAGAGUAUACUGAUCACAGGUGGUGCAGGAUUUAUAGGAUCACAUCUAGCUGUACAUCUAUCACGAUUGUAUAGCACAUAUCACCUAGUCGUGCUGGAUAAGCUCGACUACUGUUCAAACAUACGUAAUCUGAGUCAGGUCUCAAGUCACAAGUUCUACAGAGGAAACAUAUUGGACGCUGCAUUAUUAGAUCGUAUAUUCACAUCAGAGGCCAUCGACACUGUUAUACACCUGGCCGCUCAUACUCAUGUUGACAACUCAUUUCACAACUCAAUCAUAUUCACUGAGAACAAUGUACUGGGGACGCACUAUCUGUUGGAGUGCGCUCGAAGACAUUCUAUUCAACGCUUCAUCUAUGUGAGCACGGACGAGGUAUAUGGCUCACCUGAACAUCAACUUCGCAAGGGUUCAGUGGAGAACAAGAGCAUGCUGUUGCCAACCAAUCCCUAUGCAGCGAGCAAGGCGGCAGCCGAGCAUCUAGUUCAAUCAUACUACAAAUCAUUUAACCUCCCAUCAAUCAUCACCCGUGGCAACAACGUCUACGGGCCGCAUCAAUACCCUGAGAAGAUCAUUCCAAAGUUCAUCAACCUUCUGUUAGCCGGUGAACAAUGUACAAUACACGGUAAUGGACAGAACAUGCGAAGCUUCUUACAUGUGGACGACGUAGUUAGAGCAUUCGAUGUGGUACUGCACAAGGGAAGGGUGGGCGAGACGUACAACAUUGGCACAGAGUUUGAGAUAUCCAACAUCGACGUGGCCAAGACUCUGGUCGAGCUGAUCACUGCUGGCGACACAUCCCAACAACAACUACACAAAUACUUGUCGUUUGUGCCCGACCGUCCAUUCAACGAUCAGAGCUACUUCCUCAACAGCAACAAGGUCAGACAGCUGGGGUGGUGUCAGCAGGUGGCCUGGCGCGAAGGUCUUCAGCGAACAGUCCAGUGGUACAAAGACAACGAGCACUAUUGGGAUCAAGCCAGCGAUGACAACGACAGAGAAUCGCAACAACGAGUUUGA